Messenger RNA from Eutrema salsugineum, 1486 nucleotides. RefSeq lists its product as uncharacterized. The record is from RefSeq and is a predicted model, not a curated record. The transcript has a single exon. NCBI's taxonomy places the organism in Eukaryota, Viridiplantae, Streptophyta, Magnoliopsida, Brassicales, Brassicaceae. Gene Ontology annotation, cellular component: membrane. The coding region runs from base 348 to 1310 and encodes 320 amino acids.
UAUAAUUUUGUGAACAAAUGGGACUGACGACAACACUCUUCUUCUCCUUUUUGUCCUUUUGGCUCUCUCUCUCUCUAUUCUUCUCUCUCUUUUCCACCGGCGACCAUUAAUCCUCUCUCCUCCGUUUCCCACUGCUGCAAACCCUCACUCCUCGAUUUGUUUCUUCUCUCCUCAAUUCUCUCUUUUUGCUUGAAAGCUAACAUUUUUUUUAAUAAUUAUUUUAGCCCUUUGUGAAGUCUUCACACAUACAGACGUGACGGCGACUUCAUACUGAGUCUCACGGCUUUGACUCGCCCUGGGGAUUUUUACUCCAGAGGCGAAGAAGAAGAAGAAGAAGACUACCAACAAUGGGGUUUCUCUGUGGUCUCCAGGUGCUUCUGCUUCUCUCUCUCUGCUCUCAUCGUCUUCAAAAACUCUCUGCUCAAUCUCCUCCGACCAAUGCGACUUCUUAUUCUUCUUCCUCUCUCGACGCCCUUCUCCAAGAUUACUCUUACAGAGCCUUUGUUCGUCCUCGAACCGGCAUUCUCUACCAAGGCACCGUCCCUUCCAAUUUGACUGGUAUCAAAGUUGCAGCCAUGAGACUCAGAAGCGGAAGCUUGAGAAAACGAGGAGUCUCCUCCUUGAACGAGUUCUCAAUCCCGAGCGGCGUAAUCGUGAAGCCGUAUGUGACAAGGCUCGUCCUUGUUUAUCAAAACCUAGCCAAUUUCUCUCACUUGUAUUACCCUUUGUCUGGUUACGACUAUGUGGCCCCUGUGUUGGGUCUUCUCGCUUACGACGCUAAGAAUCUCUCCGCGAUUAAUUUGCCUGAGCUGGAUUUGAGGGUAUCAAAAGAUCCCAUCAGAAUCGAUUUCUCUGAUCUGGAACCAAUCCCACAAGGGUCUAGUGCUAAGUGCGUUAGCUUCGAUUCACAAGGUAAACCGAGUUUCAGCGAUUCGAUUCAGCCUGGAAACACAUGCGAGACAGAGCGUCAGGGACAUUUCUCAGUUGUUGUGAAAUCUGUGGCCUCUGCUCCGUCUCCAGCUCCUCCUCCGGCGACUGAGAAAGGGAAGGAGAAGAAGAAGAGCUCUGAGUCCAAUUCCAGGACUUGGAUCAUCGUUGGGUCAGUGGUUGGCGGAUUGAUACUUUUGGGGCUUUUGCUGUUUCUGGUUUUGCGGUGUCGGAAUUACAAGAAGCAGGAGAAAAUGAAGGAGAUGGAGAAAGCUGGUGAGACAGGGGAAGCUCUGAGGAUGACUCAGGUCGGAGAGACUAGAGCACCAACUGCUUCUACGACUCGUACACAACCCAUGCUUGAAACCGAAUACGCAGCUUAGAAAAGAAAAACACUUUUGAUUGCGUUUGUGUACAUCAUCACCAUCUUCUUCUUCAUCUUGAUCAUCUGUUUCAAUUAUUUUUCUUUUUGGUAAAGUGUUUUCUGAUUAUUUUUUUCGUUGUGGUUAGCAAGUUGAAGCUUCCAUUCAUCUUGUUUCUCUACGGGUGAUUAAGGAAA